This is a messenger RNA of Torulaspora delbrueckii, 2022 nucleotides long. It is a transcript of the gene KAR2, whose product is annotated as Hsp70 family ATPase KAR2. The coding region runs from base 1 to 2022 and encodes 673 amino acids. Lineage: Eukaryota; Fungi; Ascomycota; Saccharomycetes; Saccharomycetales; Saccharomycetaceae. Gene Ontology annotation, cellular component: nucleus; endoplasmic reticulum chaperone complex; endoplasmic reticulum lumen. The transcript has a single exon. Gene Ontology annotation, biological process: cellular response to unfolded protein; protein refolding; endoplasmic reticulum unfolded protein response. The record is from RefSeq and is a predicted model, not a curated record. Gene Ontology annotation, molecular function: misfolded protein binding; ATP-dependent protein folding chaperone; heat shock protein binding.
AUGUUCAGGACUAAGAGUUGGUUGGUCCCGCUGGCGGUGAUUCUUUAUACGCUUUUCGUUGUUGUGUUGCCACUGAACGAUAAGAUCGGAGUUCGCGCCGCUGAUGAUGUGGAAAGUUAUGGCACAGUGAUUGGUAUUGAUUUGGGUACUACGUACUCGUGUGUUGCAGUGAUGAAGAAUGGUAAGACGGAAAUUUUGGCUAACGAACAGGGGAACCGUAUUACGCCCUCGUACGUUGCAUUUACUGAUGAUGAGAGACUCAUUGGGGAUGCAGCAAAGAACCAGGUUGCUGCUAAUCCAAAGAAUACUGUUUUCGACGUCAAGAGACUUAUUGGUUUGAAGUAUGAUGACAGGUCCGUGCAGAGAGAUAUGAAGCAUUUGCCCUUUAGUGUGGUGAACAACGAUGGUAAACCUGGCGUGGAGGUGACUGUCAAGGGCGAGAAGAAGAUCUUCACGCCUGAGGAGAUCUCUGGUAUGAUCUUGGGUAAGAUGAAGCAGAUUGCGGAAGAUUAUUUGGGUAAGAAAGUGACCCAUGCGGUUGUUACAGUUCCAGCUUAUUUCAGCGAUGCACAGAGACAAGCUACAAAGGAUGCAGGUACUAUUGCAGGUCUAAAUGUGUUGAGAAUUGUCAAUGAACCAACUGCAGCAGCUAUCGCUUAUGGUUUGGAUAAAUCGAAGGAUGAGCACCAGAUCAUCGUGUACGAUCUAGGUGGUGGUACUUUCGAUGUCUCUUUACUAUCCAUCGAGAACGGUGUUUUUGAAGUCCAGGCUACUGCUGGUGAUACUCAUUUGGGUGGUGAAGAUUUCGAUUACAAGAUCGUUCGUCAAUUGAUCAAGACUUUCAAGAAGAAACAUGGUAUCGAUGUCUCUGAUAACGAUAAGGCUUUGGCCAAGUUGAAGAGAGAAGCUGAAAAGGCAAAGCGUGCUUUGUCCAGUCAAAUGUCCACACGUAUUGAAAUCGAUUCUUUUGUCGAUGGUAUUGAUCUAAGUGAAACUUUGACUAGAGCCAAAUUUGAGGAAUUGAACUUAGAUCUUUUCAAAAAGACUUUGAACCCAGUUGAGAAGGUCUUGGAAGAUUCUGGGCUUGAUAAGAAGGAGAUUGACGACAUUGUUCUUGUGGGUGGUUCAACUAGAAUUCCAAAGGUUCAACAACUAUUGGAAUCUUUCUUUGACGGUAAGAAAGCUUCCAAGGGUAUUAAUCCUGAUGAAGCUGUGGCUUUCGGUGCUGCAGUGCAAGCAGGUGUUCUAAGUGGUGAAGAUGGUGUUGAAGAUAUUGUCUUGUUAGACGUCAAUGCCUUGACCUUGGGUAUAGAAACUACUGGUGGUGUCAUGACCUCUUUAAUCAAGAGAAAUACCGCUAUCCCAACAAAGAAGUCCCAGAUUUUCUCCACUGCAGUCGACAACCAGCCAACUGUCAUGAUUAAGGUUUAUGAAGGUGAAAGAGCCAUGGUCAAGGAUAACAACUUGUUGGGUAACUUCGAGUUGACAGGUAUCCCACCUGCUCCAAGAGGUGUUCCACAAAUCGAGGUCACUUUCGCCUUAGACGCAAAUGGUAUUCUAAAGGUCUCUGCUACCGAUAAGGGUACUGGUAAAUCUGAAUCCAUUACAAUCACUAACGACAAGGGUAGAUUGACUCAAGAUGAUAUUGACAGAAUGGUUGAAGAAGCUGAGAAAUUUGCCUCUGAAGACGCUGCCAUUAAGAAGAAGAUCGAAUCCAGAAACAAAUUGGAAAACUAUGCUCACUCCAUCAAGAAUCAAGUUAAUGGUGAUUUGGGUGAAAAGUUGGAUGAAGAAGACAAGGAAACUUUGUUGGAUGCAGCAAACGAUACUUUAGAAUGGUUAGAAGAUAACUUUGACAGUGCCAUCAGUGAAGAUUUCGAAGAAAAAUUCGAUUCUUUGUCCAAGGUCGCUUACCCAAUCACUUCUAAAUUGUACGGCGGUGCUGAAGGUGAUGCAACGGGUGCUUAUGACGAAGAAGAUGAGGACGAUGAUGGUGACUAUUUCGAACACGACGAAUUGUAA